Polypterus senegalus (gray bichir) is the source of this 1789-nucleotide messenger RNA. RefSeq names its product VRK serine/threonine kinase 2 (gene vrk2). Lineage: Eukaryota; Metazoa; Chordata; Cladistia; Polypteriformes; Polypteridae. Gene Ontology annotation, biological process: peptidyl-serine phosphorylation; signal transduction. Gene Ontology annotation, cellular component: cytoplasm; nucleus. The record is from RefSeq and is a predicted model, not a curated record. Bases 273 to 1766 code for a protein of 497 amino acids. Gene Ontology annotation, molecular function: ATP binding; protein serine/threonine kinase activity. The transcript is spliced from 14 exons.
UGUGCUGAUUUAAAAAAAUACCUGUGAAAGAUCUUCAGUGUUUCCAGUGUGGAAUCUUUAGUUUAGAUAAAAGAGGAAGAACACGUGUAAUCUAUCCAUGUAUCAGUAGUCAUAUUGUUACAGCGUCGUUAGUGUUGAAAAAUCGAAACUAAGUCUUUCAAGUGGAAUUGUAUAAGUAGAAGUAUGCACCUAUCAGCAAAAGAAACAAUAGAAUGCCGUGGAAAAGAGCAACGGUUUACAACACACUUCCGUAGAAGGUAGGUUACGGUGUUAUGCCACCCAGAAAAAAAGCUCUUCCUCGCCCACUGCCUGAAGGAUGGAUUGUAACAGAUGCAGAAAAGAGGCAAUGGAGACUAGGAAAAAUGAUCGGACAAGGUGGAUUUGGCCUGAUAUAUCUAGCAUCUCCAGGUACUGGGAAACAUGAUGAAGAUGAGGCAGAAUUUGUAAUUAAAGUAGAAUAUAAAGAAAAUGGACCACUGUUCUCUGAACUUAAAUUUUACCAAAGGGCUGCAAAGCCAGCUGAUAUUCAGAAAUGGAUGCAAGUGAAAAGAUUACGUUUUUUGGGAAUUCCAAAGUAUUGUGGACAUGGAAUAGUUGAGUUUGAUGAAUUGAGUUACAGGUUCAUGGUGAUAGAAAGACUUGGCAAAGACUUGCAACAUAUCUUUGAAAAACAGGGGAAAAUGUUUAAAAAUCAAGUUGUUCUAAAUUUAGGGUUAAAGAUGUUACAUGUUUUGGAAUACAUACAUGAAAAUGAAUACAUUCAUGGUGACAUAAAAGCUGCAAAUAUACUUCUUGGAUUCAAAGAUUCUAAUAAGUUGUAUUUGGCAGAUUAUGGUCUAUCAUACAGAUAUUCUCCAAACCAAAUCCAUAAAAAGUAUGAGGAACGUCCUAAGAAGGGUCACAAUGGGACAAUUGAGUACACAAGUAUAGAUGCUCAUAAAGGUGUAGCUCCAUCCAGACGGAGUGACCUUGAAAUACUUGGCUACUGCAUGCUGCACUGGAUGUGUGGAAAACUUCCCUGGGAGCAGUAUCUGAAUAAACCAGAACUUGUCCUGGAAGCUAAAACAAAACUGAUGGAAAAGCUUCCUGAGUCCGUAACACAGAUUUCCCCACAUGGUGCCAAAUGUGGGGAAAUAGCCAAGAUUUUAUCCCUUGUUAAAAAACUGGGAUAUGAUGAAAGGCCAAACUACCAUAUGCUACAAAAAAUACUCCUCGAUGGUCUAAAAGAAACUCAAAAAGACUUCAAUGAUUUUUUGGAUUUUUCUCCAGUUUCUGAAGUCGAAGCACAUGGCUACUGCUUAUACAACCAGCAUGCAACAACCAUUAAAUCAGUGAGACGUGACAUAAGGACAACACAACCUGUGGAAAAGUGUUUGAAUGAAAGCAAAACGUCAUUGACAAGAUCAAGAAUGGUACAAAAUAAAGUCAAAGAAGAUUUGGAUGCUAAAUGGGAAGAGGCCAAGGAAAAUGAAAACUCUCUAGAGAAACAUAAAAAGUACAAGAAGAAAAAUAAAACAGAGGAAAAUCACUUUAAUAAGAUAACACAGAAUUUAACAAAGGAAUUAAAGCCGCGAACAACACAGCUACUAACAAAAAAGAAAUAUGCAGAAGAUGAAUGCAAUAAACUUACAGGAAGUGACCGCCAGUACGAGGAUGAGUAUUUAAUACAACAAGCAAACGAUGAUCAAAUAGAAUUUUCUUGGAGAAAAUGGUGCCUGCUACUCGUUUUUCUAAUCAUAUUAAUUGUAAUAGUUACACUUUAUUGACUUAUAAAAAAUAGACAUUAAUA